Molecule: messenger RNA, 4837 nt
Organism: Nannospalax galili (Upper Galilee mountains blind mole rat)
Lineage: Eukaryota; Metazoa; Chordata; Mammalia; Rodentia; Spalacidae
Gene: Glmn
Product: glomulin, FKBP associated protein
Exons: 17
Coding region: 137-1729 (530 amino acids)
Cellular component (GO): cytoplasm
Molecular function (GO): ubiquitin-protein transferase inhibitor activity
Source: RefSeq, a predicted model, not a curated record
GGGCGGGAUCCGAGAGUGGGAGGGCGCCGAGAGGGCAGAGCCGGGUCCAGGGGCGGGGCGGGAGCGCGGCCUGCGUGGAGGCUGUGGAGAAAGGCUUGAGGUCUGGCGGCAUCAAAACUAGGAAAAGUAAGUAAGAAUGGCUGUGGAGGAACUUCAGUCCAUAAUAAUGAGAUGUCAAAUCCUAGAAGAACAUAAUUUUAAUAAAGAAGAUUUUGGUCUGUUUCAGUUAGCAGGCCAGAGAUGCAUAGAAGAAGGGCAUAUAGACCAGCUAUUAGAAAUCAUUCAAGAGGAGAGGAAUAAGAUCAUCAUCAAGUCUAUGGGCUGGAAUCUUGUUGGUCCUGUUGUUCGAUGCCUUUUGAAGAAUGAAGAAGAAGAUAAAAGAAAAAACUACUUUCUGACACUUGAUAUAUUGGUAAAGUUAUGUAAUCCAAAGGAAUUGUUGUUGGGUUUGCUCGAACUGAUUGAAGAGCCCUCUGGAAAGCAGAUAGCCCAAAUUAUUCUUCUUUUACUUCAACCAUUACAGACAGUGAUUCAGAAACUUCCUAACAACAAGGCCUAUUCAGUUGGAUUAGCCUUGUCUACACUUUGGAGUCAGCUAUCUCUUCUUCCUGUUCCAUACUCAAAAGAACAAAUACAGGCAGAUGACUAUGGCCUUUGUCAGUGUUGCAAGGCCUUAAUAGAAUUCAUGAAACCUUUUGUGGAAGAAGUAACUGAUGAUAAAGAAAACAAAGAAAAUGAAAAGCUAAAGGAUGAAUUACUGAAAUUUUGUUUCAAAAGCUUGAAAUGCCCUUUGCUGACAGCACAAUUCCUUGAACAGUCUGAAGAAGUUGAAAAUGACCCUUUAAGGUGUUUUGCAUCUGAAAUAAUAGGAUUUUUAUCAGCAAUUGGACACCCUUUUCCCAAAAUUAUUCUUAAUCAUGGAAGGAAAAAAAGGACUUGGGAUUUUCUUGAAUUUGAAGAAGAGGAAGACAGACAAUUAGCAGACUCUAUGGCUUCUCUGGCCUAUCUAGUAUUUGUUCAGGGCAUCAGUAUUGAUCAGCUUCCAAUGGUCUUCAGUCCAUCAUACCUUUUGCAGUUGAACAUGGGGCAUAUUGAAGUGUUUUUGCAAAGAACAGAAGAGUCUGCUUUCUCCAAAGGAUUGGAACUUCUGGAGAAUGGUUUAUUGAGACUAGAAGACAACAACCUACUUUAUCAGUACUUAGAAAUCAAGAAUUUUCUUACAGUACCUCUGGAGUUAGUCAAAAUAAUGACACUUUGCCCCAUUGAGACAUUGCGGAAAAAAGGUUUAGCUAUGCUUCAGCUGUAUAUUGACAAGUUGGAUUCACAAGGCAAAUACACAUUAUUUAGGAUUAUGGCUUCAUUAAAUUUAUUGAGAUAUUUGAUUAUCAAAGAUAAUGAAAAUGACAAUCAAACUGGAUUAUGGACAGAACUUGGAAAGAUUGAGAAUAAUUUUUUAAAGCCACUUCAUAUAGGACUUAAUAUGUCAAAAGCACAUUAUGAAGCAGAAAUUAAAAACAGCCUAGGAAAUAGCCAAGUAGCCCCAAUGUGUAAGGAUGUUUGUUCUCUAACUGUCAGUGGACAAGAGAUCCCUAAUAUGCCUCCUGAAAUGCAACUCAAGGUCCUAAAUUCAGCUCUUUUCACAUUUGAUUUGAUUGAAAGUGUUCUGGCUCGAGUAGAAGAACUCAUUGAAAUCAAAACAAAGUCUACCUCUGAAGAGAAUGUUAGAUAGAAUAAAGUAAAGGUUUGAUUUCAUAAAUAGAAACUAGCAAAAUACUUUGUUUUCUGGUAUACUUUAAUAUCUCUAAAAAACAUUUUUUUUUUUUUUUUUGCAAAAACUCAUUGCUGGAAAUGCAGGUUUUCACUUGCCAGUUUGUAUGCCACAUAGAUCAGUAGUUAAGUAGUCUUUGCUUUUAAAAGGCUCAAGUACUGCUUUUGAAGAUCCAAUACAAGCCAACAAUUUUGUUUUAUAAUUUUAUGAAAUGUAGUCAAAAUGCUUUGUCCUUAUAGUUGUAGCAAAUUUGUAAAACAAGCAAGCAAACAAAACCCCCAGAAAACCAGACGCAUUUUCUGCUUGUUGGGUGCUUUGUAGCACUGAGCUCAGAGUGUCAGCCUGGAUAUCACCCCUGCAAAAAUGUUGAAAGUCUGAGUUCAGAACAGUUGACUGGUUUUUUUUGUUUGUUUUGUUGUCUUUUGAGCUUCCCUCCCUUUUCCUCCCUUGGAAGCAAUCUUAAGGAAAUCAAAAUGUAUGUGGUACCUGCUUGUAGUCCUAGCACUUAGGAGGUAGAGGGAGGAAGGUUAGGCAUUCAAGGCCAGCCUUAGUCAUACAGUAUGUCAAAGCCAGCCUUAUAAAAACUAAAAACUGGAAAAAAAAAAUCAGUUGUAGAAUGAAAAUAUCAACAGAAAUUAAUUUUAGAAUAUUAGCUAUUCUCAUGAAAAACCUAAAAAAAAAAAUACAUGGCUUUUCCUUUAGUUCAAAGAACUAAUUAGCAAAUUCUGUAGUUUUAUUUCCUACUAUAUUUGUACAUCCAACUUUAUUUGUAUCGGUAAGAAACUGAUUUGAGUUUUAUAUAUAUAUACCAGUUAUUUUCUCUUUAUUUUUUCUGUAGUGUUGGAGCUUUAACCCAGGGUCUUGCACAUACUAGGUGAGCACUGCACCACUAAGCUAUACUUCCUACCUCUGUACCAAUUGUUUUCUAAACACUGUUAAAGGAAUCACUCAACCAACAUAUAAAAUAUAAAAUGUUUAAUUGUAUGCAUAUUAUUAUUGUAAAUUAAUAUAAACACUUAUAUAUAUUUGAACACUGUAACUUAAAAGGAAUAUAUUCAUAUUCUUCCAAAAGGACAUUUAUAACUGAUACUCUGAAUUUGGGCUAACUGAAUCAGUAUUCAAUUUUAUCUUUUGAAGCGUUUUCCAAACAGGACUUUGCUCUAUGAUGUAAGCUUUAGUUGCUAUCAUCCUAUAGCAGAUGCUGUCUAUGUUUGGUUUGGAGGUAGUCUGAAAGAAGAUGUAAACAUGGAGUAUUAUUUACAGAAACAAUAUUUUUUUGUAGGAGCAUAUCAAAAAUAAUUCAUUAGGCAAAUACCUCUUGAUAUCUAUGUGCUUAAAAUAUGUGUGAAUUAUAGAGAAGAAAGUACUUGAACUCACCUACAAGGAAUUUCCAAAAUGCAAGUCAAAAAAUAUAAUAGGGUUAGAACUGCUUUAGUGGAGAUGUGCUCCAGAUGUAAGAACAAGGAGGACCUGACACAGCCUGCAGGAGUUGGGGUGUCUGGGCAUGCUUCAGAGGAUGGGCAAGCAUGGGAGGAAAGUGAAUUGGUAAAGAACAUUCCAUAAAAUCUCUGCCUAAACAGACCAUGACUAUAAUCCAGUAUUUAUACUUUAGAAUUUGAAGGAAGAUUAAAUAACAGGACCAGCCAAUGUAUUUAUGGCAAACUGUUUUUUACCCCCUGAAAAUUAGUCAUAAAUAGGUGGCUUACCAGAAGUAAACUGAGAAGACUUCAGGCUUGAGAAAGAAAAAGUUGAAGAGAAGAGUAUUUGACAACCCUCAAACAGUAUACAACUGGAAAUAUAAAAAAUUUAAAAUCUUCUGGCCAAGAUACAUAUCUUUGUAUAAGCAUAUCUUUCCCUGGGUAACUUACCUUAGCUAUAGUGCACAUAAGAUCAACAGCAUUCACUGUGUUGUGUACUGGAAGUAUCCGCAAAUUACUUCCCAAGAAUCUGAAAAAAAGAAGUGGUGCAUCUUAUAGCUGACAUUUGUUCACUUAAGUGUAAAGAAGAGACAGAGCUCUAUUUUUUACAGUGUUUAUUUAUCCAUGCCCUGCACUAUGCCACAGAUUGAGGUGGCUUUAGAGCCAGAACUUAGCAAAUCUUCACUUUGGUUUACUCUUACAGAGUAAGCCCAUAAUCAACGUGAAUGUUAGUCAUCCUGAUUUACAGAACAGCUGUCUGGCCUGUUUCAUUAAAUAUGACAGGUUAAUGUUAUAAAGUUUAUCUUCUAGAAAAACAAAACUCACCUGCCUAAAAGCAUUAAGAACUGAAGUAAACCUAGAACAGCAUAAGAAAACUAAGUGUUCAUACCUCUGCUGAAUCCUGGACAUGAGAUUGCACUCUUCAGGCCCAUGGAGUGGGGCAGACAGAACCAAGAAACUAUUCUGGUGAAUGUUAAUAAACUUCUCAAUUUUGGUUAGAAAUAUUUCCUCAGCUACUGUAAUGCAUUCUUUAGCAUCCAUCAAUAAAAAUGCAACUCCUAGGAAAGGUGAAUGUAACAUAGUCAUACAGAGUAAAUUUCAUGUAUUUGUCAUAUGAAGAAAAUUUUGUAAAUUCAAUAUGAUCAAUAAAAGAGCUAUAAUCAUGUCAUUCCCCAAACUCAUAAGGAAUGGAAUUUAUUACUGCAAUUGGGGCUGGACGAGGUGGUAGAGACCUUUAAUCCCAGCACUUGGGAGGCAGAGGCAGAUGGAAUUCUGUGAGUUCAAGUCCAGCCUGGUCUACAUAGUGAAUUCCAGGCCAACUAGGGCUACAGGAAGACCCUAUCUCAAAAAACAACAAAAAAGAGAAUUUAUUAUUACAAUCCUUAUGAUGAUUCAAGUAGUUCUUUGAUGUGAGUUGUUCUAAAUAUUUCAAGGAAAAAUAAUUGUUGGUAACCUUUUUUGCUCAGACUAAAAAGCACCUUAACCAUUUAAGCCAGGUUUGGUGGUGUAAAUCUGUAAUCGCAGAACUUGGAAGACAGACAGGAGAAUCAGGGUGAGUUUAAGGUUACCCUGGGCUACAUUGUACCAGUCUAACUAACCAGGACUAUAUAGUGAAGCUGUCUCAAAAAAAAAAAAAAAAAAAAAAAAAAAA